GAAAAGUGCUGGUUAUAAUGAAUAUACUCUUUUUAUUGAAGUAUCUAGUCAGUGUUUAUAAAAGACUAAUCAUAUUUUCUGAUUUCGCAGCUUUUUCCACUUACAACCUUUGCUUAUAUCUCUUACUAUCUAAUAUGGCUCUUGUUGAAAGUUCAACAGAUCUCGACCUGCUUCUAAAGUUAGAUCACUCUCAAAAAAUAACUCCCAAAAGACUAAUAAACUCAUUCAAAAAAGCUGAAGAUGGCCAGCAGACAUUAUCGCCAUCACUAAGUUCAAUUCACUCUCAAAUGAUAGCCAUUGGUGGCUCAAUUGGCACUGGUUUGUUUAUUGGAACCUCUCAAAGUUUAAGUCUCGGUGGACCGGCUUCUCUUUUGAUUUCUUAUUUAUUUGUUGGGGUCAUGAUAUAUACCACAAUUCAAAGCUUGGGAGAAUUGGCUGUGAAUUUUCCUUUGCCAGGAACAUUUUCAAUAUUUUCGGCCAGAUUUAUUGAUCCAAGUUGGGGGUUCACAAUAGGUUGGAAUUAUUGUUUGCAAUGGUUGGUUUGUUUGCCUAUGGAGUUAAGUGCGAUAGUGAUGACUGUCAAUUAUUGGGAAUGGGGUCAAAAGAUUUCAAAUGCUAUAAUAAUAUCUGCAGUCUUUCUUCUUGUAGUUGUCAUUAAUCUUUUAAAUGUAAAAGUUUUUGGUGCUGUUGAGGUUUUUUCUUCGUGUAUUAAAAUUUUUGCAGUUUUGUCAUUUAUAUUAAUUGCAAUUGUGUUGGUAGGUAUUCAAAAUACUAAUCCAGAAGCUAUCAACUACUGGAAAACCCCAGGCCCAUUUAAUAAUAAUUUCAAAGGUCUAGCGACUGUUCUAAUUAAUGCAUGUUUCUCCUUUGCAGGAACUGAAAUGAUCGGUUUAACUGCAGCAGAAUCCAAAAAUGUUCAUUUACAGUUGCCAAAAUCAACCAGACAAAUCUUUUGGAGAAUUCUAGUUUUCUAUUUGAUAACGCUAACUUUGGUCGGUUUAUUGGUUCCUUAUAAUGAUAUUAAUUUAACUAAAAACAGUUCCCCAUUUGUAAUUGCCUUGGCCAAGACAAACUUGAAUUUUAUUCCUCAUAUGAUGAACAGUGUGAUUUUAGUUUCUUUAAUCAGUGUUGCAAAUGCAUCAAUUUAUUGCUCAAGCAGAACAUUUGUAUCAUUGUCAAAUCAGCAAUUAGCUCCCAAGUGUUUCGGCUAUAUUGAUAGAAAAGGAAGACCUAUUAUAAGCAUACUUAUAGCUUAUUCAUCUGGUGCUCUAGCAUAUAUUUCAUGUAUAUCUCAAAAAGGUGCCAAUGAACUAUUCAAAUGGUUGCUAGCCAUGAGCGCAUUAUCGUCGGUUUUCACUUGGUUAUCAAUUUCUCUCUGCCAUAUCAGAUUCAGAAAAGCCUUAAAAGUUCAAAACAGAUCAAUAGAAGAGCUAUCAUACAAGUCGCAGACAGGCAUCAUUGGUUCGUACAUCGGCUUGGUUUCAAAUUGCUUGAUAUUGGUUGUUCAAUUCUAUAUCGCGUUAUAUCCAAUUGGCCUAAACAGCACCAAACCUCAAAUCGUGCCCUUUCUCAAUAAUUAUCUAGCGGUUCUUGUGAAUUUGCUGUUUUUCAUUGGCCAUAAAUUGUACAGAUAUAUCAUCGACAGGAAACUCAACACAUUCGUCAAGCUAAGCGAAAUAGAUCUCGACACCGGAAAGGACCUCAGAAACGCCGGCGACGUUGAGGAGUUGAAGCUGAUGAUCAAAGAAGAGGAAGAAGUUCGCAGAAGCAGAAAAUGGUAUAAAAGAGCCUGGAAGAUUUGGUGUUAGCCCGUCACAUGACAGAAGAGCAUUUUUCAGUGGUCGCACUGAAUGAAGAGCGAUUCGUUUUGAAGUCGCCACUAUCGAGCCUUCAGCCAAACAUAUAUUGAUAUAGAUUCGGAUACAGAACUCAAUAGACAAAGUAGUUUGUUUUGAUUAAAGCUCCUGUUU
This is a messenger RNA of Ascoidea rubescens DSM 1968, 1970 nucleotides long. RefSeq lists its product as uncharacterized. The transcript has a single exon. The record is from RefSeq and is a predicted model, not a curated record. Gene Ontology annotation, biological process: amino acid transmembrane transport. Gene Ontology annotation, molecular function: amino acid transmembrane transporter activity. Gene Ontology annotation, cellular component: membrane. The coding region runs from base 135 to 1808 and encodes 557 amino acids. Lineage: Eukaryota; Fungi; Ascomycota; Saccharomycetes; Ascoideales; Ascoideaceae.